CCCGACGACGACAGCCUCCGUUCCCCGUUCGUCUCAUUCACCACCACCAACACCACCACCACCACCGACCGACUCGCCGCAUCCUCUGUCGAGCUCCUAAUCGUCGCCUAUCCCACACAAGCGCAAUCCACCUCUGCGCCGGCCGCCCACUUCUACACGGCAGCCCACGCCACCCGCAACCAUGGCGAACCCGCUCGACACCGAUGCCGGCUCCGAGCUCUUCAGCAGCUACGAGGCCGAAUUCAAGCUUGUUCAGGCCGACCUGACCCAGAAGCUCGACCAGAUCCCAGAGCUCAACGGCGAGCCCCGCAAGGCUGCCAUCAGCCAGGCCGAGCGCGCCCUCGAGGAGGCCGACGAACUGCUCGGCCAAAUGCGCCUCGAGAAGCAAAAUAUCCCUUCCUCCUCGCGCGGCAAGGUGAACCAGCGCUUCCGCAACUUCGAGACCGACGUCGACCAGUACAAGACCAAGCUGCGCAACCUCGCCGACGACCGCGCCGCGCUCUUCGGCGGCCGGUACACGGACAACCCGUCCGGCGGCAACGAUGCGCACUACGAGCAGCGGCAGCAGCUGCUGGCCGGCUCGGACCGCCUGGACCGCAGCACUCAGCGCCUGCGCGAGUCGCAGCGCCUCGCCAACGAGACGGAGAGCAUCGGCGCCAACACGCUCGCCGACCUGCACCAGCAGCGCGAGCGCAUCAUGCACACGAGCGACAUGCUCAACGAGAGCGAGGGCUAUGUCGACCGCAGUGUCAAGACGUUGCGCGGGAUGGCGCGAUGGCUACGAAUCGGAUAAUCACCAUUGCCAUCAUCACCAUUCUCGUCCUUCUCAUCCUCGCAGUCAUUUACAGCAAGUUCAAAUGAAGCACUCAUAUCAAUCCCCGUGCCUAAUUUGGGCCAGGACAUGUUUUCCCCAUCAUCAUCAUCAUCGAAUUUCCAAGGAAGGCGUUAAGCGGCGUAGUCAAGUUUCUUUUUCGUGGCGGAAGAUUUUUGUUGCACACAGUCCCUUUCGUUGCGGUCGUUUGUCAUGUUAGUCCCCGAAAUCAGCCCAGAUGGAGUAAAUAUACAGACUUUCACAAGUAGACAGACACGAAGCUCAUGUGAUGAAGCACCACGAGCUCAAGCACAGACAGACACACACAAGUAUCAAGGCUAUAAGUCACCGGUGCGCCCUCCCUGCGCUGUUACGAAUGAUGAUGGCGUGCAUAAUCAUAACCG
Messenger RNA from Microdochium trichocladiopsis, 1215 nucleotides. RefSeq names its product vesicle transport v-SNARE protein. Gene Ontology annotation, molecular function: SNARE binding; SNAP receptor activity. The record is from RefSeq and is a predicted model, not a curated record. Gene Ontology annotation, biological process: retrograde transport, endosome to Golgi; intra-Golgi vesicle-mediated transport; vesicle fusion with Golgi apparatus. Gene Ontology annotation, cellular component: Golgi apparatus; late endosome membrane; ER to Golgi transport vesicle membrane. The transcript has 3 exons. The coding region runs from base 182 to 793 and encodes 203 amino acids. NCBI's taxonomy places the organism in Eukaryota, Fungi, Ascomycota, Sordariomycetes, Xylariales, Microdochiaceae.